Messenger RNA from Cantharellus anzutake, 749 nucleotides. RefSeq lists its product as uncharacterized. The record is from RefSeq and is a predicted model, not a curated record. Lineage: Eukaryota; Fungi; Basidiomycota; Agaricomycetes; Cantharellales; Hydnaceae. The transcript is spliced from 5 exons. Bases 170 to 646 code for a protein of 158 amino acids.
CCGCGCACCCCAAUCCACAUCCUAACAUCCCAUUUCAUUGUGACAUACAUAUCUUAUUUGCCGAUUCCCGGAUUCUCGUGCUACGGCACACUUGCCAAAGCAGUUUUGUACGUACUCGGCCGCAUCCUGAUAAUAUUAAUCGUGUUGGGAUAUAUGACGUACUCACACAAUGAAGACUAGCAUCUUGACCUCCAUCCUUUCCGUCGGUUGUUUCCUCCUCAUCUCCCCAGCUCUCGCCCUUGUCGGCAGCAUUUCCGCACCCACAACCGUUCUCCACCCAGGUCAUAAAUUCACCGUAACAUUCCAUACAUCCCUCUACAUCCAAAACAACCUCCAAUUCUACGCUCUCUUCGGGAUAUGGCCUUCACCAGGCUUGGGCGAAUCCUACUUGGGGAUUCCUAUUCCAGCUGUUGGCCCCGGAAAAUUGGGCAUCGAUGUUGGUGGGAUCGAUUUGUGGGAAGCAACGUUAGCGAACACUGGGUCGAAAGCUUUCAACGUGACGUUGAGAUUACCUGUGGAUUUGACGACGCCAGGAAAUCGAACGACCAACUAUACACUUCAAAUGGGUGUGCUUGGGACAGUGGGAGCAUCCAGACUGACAACGCUGUCCUUUCACAACACAACAAUCAGGAUCAAGUCUCCCUAAUCUCCCGGUGGCCCCCAAUGAUAUCGACCCAAUCAGUAGUGUCGCAUUGAUUCCCCUUUCGUCGUCGGAUGAAUACUAUGUGUAGAUAUCAGAUCCCUACAUG